Manihot esculenta (cassava) is the source of this 1635-nucleotide messenger RNA. Its product is annotated as casparian strip membrane protein 5. The transcript is spliced from 3 exons. NCBI's taxonomy places the organism in Eukaryota, Viridiplantae, Streptophyta, Magnoliopsida, Malpighiales, Euphorbiaceae. Bases 855 to 1493 code for a protein of 212 amino acids. The record is from RefSeq and is a predicted model, not a curated record.
CUGAUUCAUCUUUGCUUAUUACAGCUUUGCUCGAUCUUCUUCAGUGUUUAUUAGGAUUGCAUAUAAGGAUUCAAGACAGUAAGAAUGGUUUUUUGUCCCUUCACGCCACGCCUCGGCCAACUGCUACUGUACAAAGUCAACUCUUUUGGGAUAAAUCUAUUAUAUUCAUUGAUUUAUAACUUCUUUAAUCAAUAUUUUUCAUUUGUUUAUGAAUUGAUUAAUUUUGGAUAUUUAAUUAGGAUAUUUAUUUAAUUUAUUUAUUAUAUAUUAUGGGUUUUUGGGCCUCAUACUCCAGUCAGCUUCCUUCCUAGGGGAAUCUUUUAUUUGAGUUGGGCCAUUGGGCCACGUGAACUCUGAUACAGUUUGUUGGAGUUUUGAAUCUCUAUGGGCUCUCUAGGAUUCCUUGGGCCAUUAGACCAUGUGAACUCUAUUAGAAUCUGUAUUAUUGAUCUAUAAUGUAUUAAGUGGAUUGGUUCAUAAUGUAUUAUUGUAAUAUGAACUUGAUUGGUUGAAUGGUAUUUUCAAUCAUUAUUCAACUAAAUCUCUACGUGUCAAUGCUUUUCCAAGGCCUCAGGUUGUGUUUGUGUCAACUGUCAACUGCCCCAUGUUCCGGGAUCUCCCUCCAGGAUGGAGCUAUGAAUAUUCCUUGCGGGUUUUUGUCUCGUUGUAACACUAUCCAAACUAAGGACACUGGUUAUUUGGGUGGAGUUGGAACAAAGUAAAAUAAUAUAUAUGAUACAUGGAAAUGCUAGAGCAAGUACGGCAGGUAGAUUAAUGGCUUAAUUGAUUAUUAUACUGUUUCUCUUGCCAUAACUGCUACUAAUUAAGCCAUUACUCUUUUUCAAGUAUUGUCCAUGCGUGGACAUUCCUAUAAAUAUGUUGCAACUCAAGUUAAGUUUUUCAUAGAAAAAGGAAAAUUUCUCUUGAUUGUAAGCAAUAUCAGGAUGAGUAUUGUCGAGUUUGGUCAGGCCAAGGGUUUAACUUCUACCCCAAACCGGGGGCUGGCUAUAGUAGACUUUAUGGUGAGGUUACUAGCCGUUGCUGGUACCCUUGGGGGUGCAAUUGUGAUGGCUAGUACUGAAGAAACACUUCCUUUCUCCACACAGUUUGUUCGCUUCAGAGCUGAGUAUGAUGAUCUUCCAACUUUCACCCUUUUUGUGGUUGUGAAUUUCAUUGUAAGCGGCUAUCUGCUUCUUUCUAUCCCACUUUCUAUCUUCAACAUCGUAAGGAACACCGCAAAGAAUACUAGAAUUCUCUUGAUCAUAUUUGACACGGCAAUGAUGGGUCUUUUAACUGCUGGAGCAUCGGCAGCAGCAGCUAUUGUAUAUUUGGCUCACAAAGGGAAUGAUAGGGCAAACUGGUUUGCUAUCUGCCGACAAUUCAAUUCUUUCUGCGAGCGCAUCUCUGGCUCUUUGAUCGGAUCCUUUGUAGGAGUAGCUGCGUUCAUUCUGCUGAUCUUGCUCUCUGCUGUGGCACUUUCCCGGCGAAACUAGAUCGAUCUAUUGAUCCUUCUACAUCGCAAUAAUGAUGAAUUAAUAUGCGUUUGCUUGUUACUGUUGUGUUUGCAGUAUGUAUAUGUACGUCAUGUUUUCCUUGUUUCUCUGGCUUCAUAUGUAAUAGAAUAGAAAUUAUGUU